AUGGCAGCCAUGGAAGAAGUUGCUGUGCAUGGGUCAAACAAGCAGCCCCGUCGCUUCUACGAGAUCGAUCCACUGGGAAACAGAGUUAGAGCCGCCGUGGAACAGCAGCUGUUUCUUCACAUGUGGCAGCAGCAAAGCAUACGGGUACAAAUGGCACUCAGGCGACGCUGCGACUUACGUUGGGAAUCUGCCUCUGCCUUCUGCAUUCUGUAUGAAGCGUGGUUUCUGCUCCGAGCUCCUCAACGCAUGGCAGUACUUUGGGAUAUUAGCUUGCUGGAUCUCGAGUUCUGUUCGGCCAUGGCGGCCCUUCGGUUUAGUUUUCCCACGGGGAUUGUUUUGGGGAUCAUUCUGUGUAGCCUGCCGCGACACUUGCUACCCUGGCUGUGCAGCAUCGACCCACAGGUGUUCGUCCGAGCCAACCUGCGACCACCAGAUGUGAUUCAGUGCCCUUGUCAUGUUCACCAGGGCGCAGUGAUACUCAUGGUAGCAUGUAGGUGCCUCAGCUGCUUACCUCGACGAUUGUUUCGACAUUUUCCGAAGGCACAGCCGGCUCCAGGAUGCCCUAGCAACCCUGCAGCCAAGGGCAACAUGGCCAGGGAGAACGGCGAGCCAGUUGGCACAAGAGGCGGCGCUGGCUCUGGCUCCGAUGAGUCCGACUUCCAGGUGGCGAGCUCCGGAUCGGGCUCGGUGCACGGCCUCGUGCAGUGGCAACACGAGGAGAUGAACCUCUCGAGUCGCCUCUCCCAGGCUGUUGCUCAGGUCUGGGGUGAAGCUGGCCGCAGUACUCGGAUGGCACUGACCAUUGUGGAGCCCGGGGCGGAAGCGGCGCAGCAGUUGUCCAUCAGGAUCUCCAGAAUGCGACCGGAUGAGGCAUUCCACCCGUGGACGGUGGUACUUGCCGAUGAUGCCGAGGACUUGGAGCUCAUCGAGUCGGAGGCCCCACUGGGGGGUCGCCUCUCACCAGCUGAGGCUAGGACGGUUGCUGAUGUCCUCAGGGCAGAUGGCGUGCUCGCUGCACUGGAUGCCAUGUCAGAUUCCGAGGGGGCCACAACCACGUGCGGCCCAGAUCGAUCUGCCGAUAGGCUGUCCACUAUCUCAGCGGCGUCUACGGCACCGCCUGAUCCAGGACUGCUCUCAGGACUUGCAGGCUCCGCUACCACUGGCUCCGCUACCACGGCCCCUACACUCACGGCCACAGUGGUCAUGACACAUGGGGAGCCGAGCACCAUGAUGCACAGCACCGCCACUCCCAAGCCGAAGAGCAAACGGAAGGCCACGGCCAACCGCAAGCGAGGGCCCCAGUCACUACGGUCCAUGAUCUGCCGUGUUCGCAUUGGGUUUCUCACCCUUUCGGUUCCUUGUGGUUUAGACCUCACCUUCCCACCCGCUCUCUUGACCCCAGGCGCCGCCGGGACUCCAUGGUUGGAUCUACUCCAGCAGCUGCCCUUGGUGAUCAGGUCAGUCACACUGGAUGCAGAGGCCACCUCUUGGCCCAAGAGGCUCACGAAUCAGCCGACAGGUCGGGCACACGCAGAGCUCUCCCGUACGCCCUCAAACUUCCGUGUUGUACAGGCCUUGGUGCACCUUCUCGUCUUCAUUGCGGGUUUCUACCUCAGCACGUCGACCUACCUUCACGGAGCCCUUCAGCUGGGAAGCAUGUGUGUCUUCCACCUGAGGGCCAACCUGGCACGACCUCCCGCACGACAGCCCGCUCCAGCACACAGCCGUCUGGGUCCCAAGUCCCAGAGCCGCCGCUAUGGUCAAUGGUGUAGAGCACUACUUCAGGUUCUGUGUCUCAUCUACCUUCCCACUUUAAGCACAGCAACUAGGGCGGCAGAUGCGAGGGUUGGACUCCCCACACACCAAGGGAGUCCGGGAGCACCAUCCAUUGCUCAUAUCUCGCACGAGGAGGCGAAGCGUGGUGAUCUCAGCCACGGCAGCUCCUCUCUUCAUGUUUCAUCCAGGGCGACUCCGAAGAAGAGGGCCUUGCAGCGAGCCAUCACCAGGGCGUCCAGGAACGCCGAUCUCCAUACGUGGUACAGAGGACGCCGAGAAGUACUACAGUGGCUCUGCCGAGAAGAUCAGGCCAACAGACCGGUCGAUGUUAUGUGUAUCGUCGAAACAGCCUGGCGUGAGGACUCUGAGUUCACGACUAGAAGAGACCCCAACCUGCCGAAGGCUCCACAAUGGCAUGCUGUCCAUACUGGCAGCAAAGAGAAAGCCGGAGUCCUAUGUCUCAUUCGGGCCUCACUGCUUGGAGCUGAUGACAUUCGGUACAAUGUGCUUCAGGCUGGUCGCUUGUUGCACAUCAGACUGCAGCUCCAGGUCCCGCUCGACAUUCUUUGUGUCUAUCAGAUCGCAUGGAACCCCAGCCGGGCAUCAUUGGCCCCGUCCCACAAGGCCGAGCAGCUGGUGCAGCAACGUGACAAGCUGUGGCGGAAGAUGUCGCAAUGGGCGGCUACCAUCCCGCUCAGGCACGGCUUUCUCAUGCUGGGCGAUUUUAAUACGCCUCUCCAACAGGAGCUUCCAUACUGCGGCCCAGGCCUCGCCUCGGCAAAGGAUCCCCCGCAAAAGGACCGUGAGACCUUCCAGACCUUGCUUCGACAAGUUGGAGGCCGGGCUCUGAAUACGUGGUCUACUUCGGGCUGUCCCGCACGAACCUACUUGCCCCCCUCUGCGGGCGCAGACACCCUAGGCACUCAGAUUGACUACAUCAUUGUCCGGGACAACAUGUGCGACCAGGAGGCCAGACGCACACGCCCCACUGAUGCGCGUUUUAUCCCACAUAGUGGGUGCAGGCAUCUUUUGGUCUCGGGCACCAUACCGGCCCCGCUGCUCCCAAAGGGCAAACCGGGCAGGCCGACUCGUGUUAUCCCCAACAAGGCCCAACGCAUGCUUGCUGAUCCAGACCAGGUGGCCACACUCUGGAGGGAGACUUCUCACCUUCAAGAAGAAGGCCAGCAUGACCCUCUACUUGACUUGGAUGCUGCUCUUGCCCACAGCUGGACACAGCUCGCCAGGGCAAAGGCGACACCAACACCUGAGGCUACCAGCACUGCCCUAGCUACCUUAGCUGCUGAUGAGAUGGCCACCACCCACCUAGUCAGGCAACUUUGGCUCAUCCGCGAUCGACUGAAGCAACAGGCCCGCUAUGUUGCUCAGGCCCAGCCGGAGGUGUUUCUCGUUAAUAUGUGGCAUGGCUGGAGACAGGUGAGUCUGUUGCAGAAAACUCAGCGUGAACUCCGCCGUCGAGGUCGACAGCGGAAAGUUGCACAGGUUGCGGCUGCUGUAGAAGCUGACAAUGUGUACCAGGCAGCCAAGCAGUUCGCACCCAAAGCUCGAAGACGGCGGCUUCAGCUGAGGACUAAGAGCGGAGCUGUCCAGACACAUGAAGAAGAGUUUCGGGACAUCCUUGCAUACUUCAGGAAGCUCUAUGGAGGGCCCACUCCAUCUCCGGACUACCUCAGCGAGGCUCUACACUUCAUGCCGGAGGAAAUCCAUAGGGCGAUCCGCCGACUUGCGCCAGGCAAAGCCAUGCCCAGCUCCUCUGCUCCUGCUGCAGUCUGGAAGGCCCUUCAGCUGAGGCUCGUACCUCUGGUGACACAGCAAUUCAAUCAUGUCUGCCAACCUGGCACUCUGAUCCUCCCGCGGGCGUGGUGUAUCAGUGAAUUGGUUCUUUUGCCAAAACCUGGGAAGGCCCUGACCAGCGUUGACCAAUUGAGGCCUAUUUGCCUCCUGGCUCCGAUGGCCAAACUACUGGCGGCAACCCUGGCAGACAGGUUGCGACCUCACGCCUCCAGCUACCUCACGGACAUCAGCCAAUUCGCAUACCUCCCGCACAGGUCUCUUCAGCAGGCUUUGGAAAGGGUGGCCUCCCACUGCUCUGAGGUGAAGGCCCUCCUGGCGAGUCACAGUCGGAACCCGUAUGCCGGCACUCAGACCAUCAAGCACCACCAGGUUGAAGGCGGCAUCAUGUUGUCGCUCGACAUCUCGAAGGCCUAUGAUUGUGUCAGUAGACAAAUGCUUCAUAGUGCCCUAAGCGACGCGGGAGUCCCGCAGGCCUUGACUGAUGUUAUCCUUGCGGUGCAUAAUCAGGCUUGCAUUCGAGUCUCACAUCACCAAUGUCAGCAGGAUGCACCAUUGCACACUGGACUAAGACAAGGAUGUGGACUAUCACCUGUGUUGUGGGCCCUGGUGUCCGGCUGGCUCCUUAAGCAGCUCCCUGGCAUGGAUUUCGCAGAGAAAGCCCGCUCCACCACAGUUUACGCGGACGACUUUUUGUUCAAGUGGAUCAUCAAGUCGGGCCGUGCCCUGGAGGAGGCCUACCGCAAAAUUCGUCAAGUCCUUGCACACCUCCGUGCCAACGGUCUUGAGGUCAGCACCGCCAAGACUGUCAUCCUGGUGGAGCUCCGUGGCCCAAAGGCCCAUCAAGCCCUUCGCAAAUACACAGUGCAAAUCAAGGAUGCCCUAUACAUGAGGUUCCAAAUCGAGGGUAAGCACGUUGACCUUAGGAUAGUGCAACAACAUGUAUAUCUGGGUGCGGUCAUCGGCUAUCGCCGCAUGGGUCCGGACACUCUGAAGCACAGAGUUGCAUUGGCCACAGGCCAGUUCAGUCGACUUCGCCCGAUCCUUCGCUGCAAGGCUGUUCCUCAAGCGUUGCGACUGCGACUCUGGCAUGCUUGCCUCCCAGCAUGCCUGCUCCACGGCCUCGACUGUACGGGGCUCACACCUACUGAGGCUGCACAUGUGUGCAGCAUGAUCACGCAGCAGGCUCGCACAGUGGCGCAAUCACAUAGCAUGUGGACACAUGAGACGAACCGUGAUUUCACACAGAGGCUGCAAAUUGUGCGACCUCUGGAAAGGCUUCACCAGGCCAUCUUGCACCGUCAGCGACUGGACCCUACCCUAGGCCCCCUCCUGCAACCAUCAGAGGCUCAGCUCCAAUGGCGUGCUGUUCUCCUCAGCCAAGUUCAACUGGCUGAGCCGAGCUUCUCUGAACUAGGGCCAGCUAGGGUUAUACCGGUAGACCAGGUUGUUGCUGAGGUGUUUGCCUGUCCGGAGUGUGGUCAGCAGUUUAGCUCCCAGGCUACCAUGAAACGCCACGUGUACUUACAGCACCUAGCUGCUGAAGCCAAACAGGACAGGCAACACGAGGUUAAGCAACAUGCGCGGACUUCGCAUAUGGAACAUGCCAAGAACGGCCUCCCUUGGUGCAAGCACUGUGACAAGCAAUUUCAGAAUUGGCCGAAUUUCCAUUAUCACAUUAAUUCUCAGAGCUGCCCCACCCUACGUCAAAUCUACUCUUCUGCACAGCCGGGGGACACUUUGGCGACGCUCUCUGAAGCCCUGAUUGGAAAUUCGACCAUCGUUGAUCUGGCUGGCCACGGUAGCUGGCUUGACCUUGCGGCCCAUGAAGAAGUUCGGAGAUGCCUUCAUCAUUGUGUCGAGUGCUUCCACCGUUCGAUCCGCCCGCAAUAUGUCAAGCGCCACAUGCUGGCAAAACAUCCUGAGCUGAAACCCCAAAUUGACCAGUGCGCAUUGUCAGUCCUUGCAGGUUCUGUGGCGAAAUUUUCAGUCGCAGAGACGCACAUCUCCGAUCGUGUGUCGCCCUCUUCCACGGAGCCUUCUUGUUCACCAGGCUUGCUCGAGGUAGGCCACUUGGCGAACCUGAUCAUGACCCUCCCGCCUCUGCUAGAGGCAGCUAUGGUCCCGGAGACGGAUCAGCAACGACUCAAGGAGGCCACGGGGGAGCUUCGGAUGAUGGAGUCGCUGGCCCCCAAGGGCAGCGUUGGCCUGCCUUCCGUCCUGAGCCAAGGGGCCCCUCAGGAACCGCGCGAUGCCUCGAUGGGGAACGACCUUCAGGAGGAUGGCGAGCCCAAGCUGGACUCGGACCGACCACAGAAGUGGCAGCGACAAAGCAACAAAGGCUCGGGAGACCUAGGAAAAGGUCCCUCCCAACGACCACCACAGCGGACCUCAAGGCAGCCUUCAUCCAAGGGCAACGGCAAGGGCAAGCAACGCCAAGCUCCAUGGAGACAAGAUCAAGCCCAGGAGGAAUGGUACGAGGAGGAGACAUGGUCCACGAACCAUCGGGAGACCCAGUACCUUCAGUACCUCCGAUCACGGGUCGACCUCCUCACGACCCUUCUCCUUCGCCACGACAAUCAGCUCUCGAUCCUCAGGCUGGACAGCUCCUACAUGGUCUUCAUCCGGACGGACAUGGAGGGCAACUUGGCGAAGGCGCUCUACGACACGGGUGUGGCCUGGAAGGAGACCAAGGAGAAAUCACCGGAGAAACUGGAGUCGCCGAUGCGAGUGGUACUGUGCCAGGCCCUCCUCACGGCGGUGGCUUCACGUUUCGAGCAGCUGAUGAAUACCGAAGCCUCCAAAGCCACGGCCAUCAGUUUGGGUUGGAUCACGGCCGAUGCGACCAAGCUCAACCGGAUGAAGUGGGACUACGAGGCCAAGAAGCACGUGAUCGACACCGAGGGGACCCAGAUCGAGAUCAAGAAGGCCCUCGGCAUGGUCAUGGAGCUUGUGAUCUUGUGCAAGGAGCCCCUGGUGGUGAACCGCUUCCACGCGACGAGGCCGAUGACGAAGGAGGUGGAGUCGGCAACGCUGCCGAUGCUUCUGGACUUCGGAAUGAGAACCCCCUCAGCGAACAAAGCCUGGGGACUACUCAGGGAUCUCUGCGGGCCCCUUACCUCAACGACUGGCUUCGAUGCAGGCAAAGUCCACUUGGGGCAACAGGUCUUGAACUUGCGUUUGGGCAACGAGCACAACUACUGCUACGGGAAUGCUGUGCUGAGAGGGCUGCUCAGGUUGUCCUACGACAACGGGGGGCUCGCGGGAUUCUUUCCUCCCCUCCUUCAAACCAUCCUCAAUGGAGCUCUUCAUCAUAGGGGUGUGUAUCAUAUCUGGAAGAAUCCCUUUUGGCGAGCUAUCAUGAAGGGUUGGCAAAGGCCGACGGCACAACAUGAUGCUGCUGAAUUCCUGCAGCACCUUGUGGGGCAGUGCCCAAGUCUUGCGGAUGUGAUAGGGCUUACGUGGGCCUCGGUCGAGGGGGACUCCUCCGAGGAACAUCGAGAUGGGGGCUGUUUUGCCCCCCUACUUUUGCACCCGCCUGCAGACAGCGCACAGCUGGAGAGAGCCGGGACUACGGUUCAACAACUUGUUGAUCUUUGGCAUAGGCAGGACUGCAUUCAUGCUGCUUUGACGGGCCCUCCCAAUCUUGUUCUGCAGGCGAAUAGGUUCGUCUACGAUGCACAGUCCGGAGUCUCGCAGAAACAACACUAUUGUAUCGGUUUGGAUCGCAGUAUUCGAUUACCUGUGUAUGCUCAGGGCGGAGACUUUGGACAUGUGAUCUAUGAUCUCUGUGCAGUAGCGUACCACCUAGGAGAGUCAACGGUGUGUGGCCACUACAAGACCCUUGUGCUCCUUAACAACGACUCUUACAUAGCUGAUGAUAAUCAAGCGGCGCAGCGAGCUAACACUGCUGAUCUUGAGGAGUGCGGUAAGAAUGCCUACCUCUUCUUUUACACCCGCUCGCCGUAG
Molecule: messenger RNA, 7554 nt
Organism: Symbiodinium sp. CCMP2592
Lineage: Eukaryota; Dinophyceae; Suessiales; Symbiodiniaceae
Source: the annotation of a GenBank genome assembly